Messenger RNA from Andrographis paniculata, 1129 nucleotides. RefSeq names its product probable NAD(P)H dehydrogenase (quinone) FQR1-like 3. Gene Ontology annotation, molecular function: FMN binding; NAD(P)H dehydrogenase (quinone) activity. The transcript has 4 exons. Lineage: Eukaryota; Viridiplantae; Streptophyta; Magnoliopsida; Lamiales; Acanthaceae. The coding region runs from base 372 to 1001 and encodes 209 amino acids. The record is from RefSeq and is a predicted model, not a curated record.
AGAGGAAGAGGAAGAGAGGGAGAAUCUCUGACCUGUGAAACGCUUGUUUAUAAAUUAUGAAAAAACAAAACACAGAGACACACAUCAGAAUCAAACAGCCACACGAUAUCAUCAUCGAUAUCGUAUAACGCACAUUCCCCUUCCCUUCCCCUUCCACCGAUUUAAUUUGACAGAGAUUCUCCAUUUCCAUACAACCUACCUAAGCUGCUGCUGCUAAAGUUUCUAAUUUGCAUUUUUGAGGCUCAGGCUGUGUGUUCCGUUCGUCUUCCCUUAAUUCUGAUUUCAGGUUUUGUAUAUGUUAAUAUAGUAGUUGGUUGGUGAAAGCUUAUCUGACUGAAAGGGUGGGUUUGGGUUUAUUUCGCGAUCCAUCGAUGCCCACCGUCAAGGUUUACAUAGUCUAUUAUUCGUUGUACGGACAUGUCGAGCAAAUGGCAAGAGAGAUUCAGAAAGGUGCAAACACCGUGCCUGGUGUUGAAGCCACACUUUGGCAGGUACCCGAAACACUGCCUAAAAGGGUGUUGGAGAAAAUGAAGGCUCCUGAGAAGGCAGAUGAUGUCCCCGAGAUCAAGCCUGAACAGUUGGUGGAGGCUGAUGGCUUCAUCUUUGGUUUCCCGUCACGAUUUGGAGUUAUGGCUGCACAAUGUAAAGCUUUCUUCGAUGCCACACAUGAUUUGUGGGCUACGCAAGCACUUGCUGGUAAGCCUGCUGGAAUCUUCUGGAGCACUGGCUUCCAUGGCGGUGGACAGGAACUUACGGCAUUGACGGCGGUGACUCAGUUGGCGCAUCACGGGAUGAUAUUUGUUCCGAUGGGGUACACCUUCGGCAGCGGAAUGUUUGAGAUGGAGCAGGUGAAGGGCGGAUCUUCUUAUGGAGCCGGAACUUAUGCAGCGGACGGUUCACGGCAGCCGUCACAGCUGGAACUGCAGCAGGCCUUUCAUCAAGGCAAGUACGUCGCGGAAAUUACGCAGAAGCUCAACGGUACAACAAUAACAAAUAAAUGAAUGAAUGAUCGAAUAUAUGUAAUGUAACAUCAUCAUUAAUUGUAUUGUGUGAUGGAUGGUACAUAUCAAAUUACAAUGCUCAUCUCUUCCGGUCUAAAAGAUGUAUACUUCGCUCCUUUGCACUUUUA